This is a messenger RNA of Acipenser ruthenus (sterlet), 6058 nucleotides long. Its product is annotated as target of Nesh-SH3-like. Gene Ontology annotation, biological process: extracellular matrix organization; positive regulation of cell-substrate adhesion. The transcript is spliced from 26 exons. Gene Ontology annotation, molecular function: protein binding. The record is from RefSeq and is a predicted model, not a curated record. The coding region runs from base 89 to 3283 and encodes 1064 amino acids. Lineage: Eukaryota; Metazoa; Chordata; Actinopteri; Acipenseriformes; Acipenseridae.
CUCUAUCACUCAACAAUCUUACUCAGUGAACUCAAGAGUGCUUAAGAAAGUUGCUACCUUCAAAGCAUCAGUCAUCCAGCGCAAGAACAUGUUGCCAAGGCUGCUCCUUCUCCUCAUCGCUGGGAUUAUUCUAGUGGGUUAUGGGACUGCACAGAGACUACCAAGAGUCAAAAGACAAAAUCUGAAGGUCCGGAUCAAUGCCACCGGCGACACUAUUGUCCUCAAGUUUGUUCGCCCACGCCCUGACAUGAAACUUGAAGGCUUCAUCCUUGGAUAUGGAAGCAGCAUGUUUUCCAAGCAGUACAUUCAACUGCCCGAGAAUGGAAAACCCUAUGAAACUGAAGUUGAUGCCGAACCCAAGUACUUAAUAGCUGUGCAGCCAAUUCCAGACAAUGAUGUGAAAAAGCAGUGCACAGGUCAAGUCAACCUCCAAAAGCCACUCCACUUAAUCAUUGGAAGUGUGACCCCGAGCUCAGUCUUGCUGUCCUGGGGCACAUUCCUUAAAACCCCCUUCGAGGGAAACAUAAUGAACGACUGUCUGGAAGAUGGACACUACACAGUGCGCUACAGAGAAAAAGAAAGAAACAAGAAAUGGAACUACGAGAACUGCCCAAUCAGUGACACCGUCAUUGAUAGGCUGAAGCCCAAUACCAAGUAUGAAUUUGGAGUGAGAGCUUCAAAGGGCAAGCAAGAUGGACUGUGGAGCAAACCUAUUGUUCACCAGACAAAUGCCGGAUCUCCAGACAAAAUCAAAGGACAGAUCGACAACCCUGGGAACAAGAUCAUUAUAGAUCAACUCAGGAAGCCUCAGUUGCCAGACAUUACAGGGCUGAACAACAGAAAGACAAUUCACCGAACUCGGAAUCCCCCUCGGCUUGUUUAUAACAGGACAAUCGACAGAAGGCCUCUUCAGCCUAAAUCACCUGGACUUGCAUCAAAGAUAUCUUUUGUGCCAAGUGAAAAGCACCAGGACACGUCCCAACCUCAAACGUCCAAUGUACCCGAGUGGUCACAGGUUACACUUGGCAAAGCGAAUAAUUUCCAAUACACCACACCCUCGUCAGCAGAUGCGACUUACUCCUUCCCCCAUCAACGACCAGCUGAAACUCUGACUCCCUCAGUCAACCCAAUUGCUUUCUCUUCUGUUCACGGUGAAAGAAAUCAGGAACCCAAACCAACAAAUGCACCUCAAAGACCAAAGAUUUUUUUGGCUAAUGGUGAUGCACACCAAGGACAUGUUAUAUCCAGGCCAUCUAAUGCAACCCAGAGACCAAAGACUUACUGGGCUAAUGGGGAUGGACGUAUUCUACCAAAUGGUGAAAGACGUAUUCUACCCAAUGGUGAAGGACGUAUUCUACCCAAUGGUGAAAGACAUAUUCUACCCAAUGGUGAAGGACGUAUUCUACCCAAUGGUGAAGGACGUAUUCUACCCAAUGGUGAAGGACGUAUUCUACCCAAUGGUGAAAGACAUAUUCUACCCAAUGGUGAAGGACGUAUUCUACCCAAUGGUGAAAGACGUAUUCUACCCAAUGGUGAAGGACGUGUUCCACCCAAUGGUGAAGGACGUAUUCUACCCAAUGGUGAAGGACGUAUUCUACCCAAUGGUGAAAGACGUAUUCUACCCAAUGGUGAAAGACAUAUUCUACCCAAUGGUGAAGGGCGUAUUCUACCUAAUGGUGAAAGACGUAUUCUACCCAAUGGUGAAGGACGUAUUCUACCAAAACCCUUUAAUGCAACCCAGAGACACACACAUUACUGGGCUAAUGGUGACGGACGUAUUCCACCCUUUAAUCCCAACCAAAGACCAAAGAUUUACUGGGCAAAUGGAGAAGGCCGUAUUCUACCUAAAUCCUCUAAUACGACCCAAAGAGCAAAGAUUCACGGGGGUAAAGCAUACCCCUUUAAAAACACCACAUCUUUAUCAGCUGCAGUGGUGCCACACACUUCUCCCAGAGCACUGCCAACCAGAAACAUGCCUUCUUCAGUCAAACCGGCUGCUUUCCCUUCAGCUAAUGGCGAAACACUUCAGGGGCAAGCUCAAUCCAGGCCAACUAACACUUCUCAAAGAACAAAGAGUCUCUGGGCACAUGGUGAUCACCACAAGGGAAUCUCACAGUCAAAAUCACACCAUGUUCCUCAGUGGCCAAGGAUUCAAUUGGCGUCUCCUCUGCAACGUUCCCCCUCUGACUCCAGCAGAAGGAGGCAGAACACAGUGGUUGGCAAGCCUGGAAACAGCGUCAAGUUAACAGAUGACCGCCAAUUACCAGACAAGUCAUCUGUUCUCAGGACGGUUUUGUCUUCAGUAACUGAAAAACCAGCAAAACAAGAAAGGAAACUGAUGACAGCAGCGGAUAUAAGAAUAAAUGCAACAAGGAUGGAACCUGCAGAUAAUUCUUCAGUCUUUAACCCAGCUCCUCUGUUGGAAAUCGACUCCAUGGGAAAGGAACGUUUCAUUGCUCCUCAUGUGAAGUACAUGAUGAAGGAGCCAGACGAUCCUUGUUCCAUCACAGAGUCUCUCAGACACUUCCCUGAAGAGGAGGAAGCCUUGAAUCAAGACAUCACAGGCCCACCUAAGCACCCUCCCUCCAACUUGACCGUGGUGACCGUGGAGGGCUGCUCUUCCUUCGUCAUCCUGGACUGGCAGAAAGCGGAUAAUGAUUCUGCAACAGAAUAUGAAGUAAUCUCCAAGUCAACAGGACCUGCAGGAAAUGAGGAAUCCGUAACGGUUACAAACCAGACCCACACAGCAGUGGAAAACCUGAAAGCAGACUCCAGUUAUGAGUUUACAGUACAACCCAAAAAUGUACUUGGAGUGGGUCCACCCAGUGAAGUAGUGCCAUUUAGCACAGAAUCAGCGGACCCCCGGGUUAGUGAAUACAUUUCAGGGAAAGAUGCCAUUUGGACAGAGUACCCAUUCCAGUCGGACUCUUACUCUGAAUGCAAUGGGAAGCAGUUUGUUAAGAGGACGUGGUAUCGCAAGUUUGUUGGUGUGCAGCUCUGUAACUCGUUAAGAUAUAAGAUUUAUCUCAGUGACACUCUUGCAGGAACAUUCUACAAUAUAGGGGACCAGACAGGUCAUGGAGAAGACCACUGUCAGUUUGUGGAUUCAUUUUUAGAUGGACGAACUGGACAGCAGUUCCCAAAUGACCAGCUGCCACAAAGACAAGGUUACUACAGAGCUAUUAGGCAAGAACCAGUCACUUUUGGUGAAAUAGGCGGCAAAGCACAGAUUAACUACGUCCAAUGGUACGAAUGUGGAACGACAAUACCAGGAAAGUGGUAGAACCAAUGGAAGAGCAACUGAAAAGACUGAGGAUGCGGGCAGAAGAAAGGGGAGGCAUAAGGAAAGAUGUCUCAUGUAUUUUUACAGCAUUCCUGACAUGUAGACCUUAUUAUGUAUAAAAUGUGUACAGGACCUCUCCAUCAAGAAUUUUAUUGAGUAUAAUUGUAAUAUGUAAUAGUUUAAGUUUGCUAACUGUAUUUAUCAAAUGUGUCAAAGAAACUCAAACAAACAAACAAACAAAAAAAGGAUUAAUUCACAGAAAUAGAAACAAAUAUUGGGAAGCUGGCUACCUAAACCUAUUUUGAUUACAAUUUGUAUAUUAUUAUUUAUCAGAUAAUGUUGUAUUAAAUGUUACUUCUGGUGGUUUAUCAGAUUUUAAGGGAAUGGUUUAAGUUACAAUGCUUUAGAGCAGGGGUCUCCAAUCCUGGUCCUGGAGGGCCGGUGUCCCUCCUGGUUUUCUUAUUAGAAGUUUAAUUGGUCCCUCCAGGACCAGGCUUUGAGACCCCUGCUCUAGACUGCUGCAGAGUGAAUGCAUCUCAGCUGGACCCAGAUAUUUGCCCAUUUUAAUGUGUAUUUUAACCCAGUAGUGGUAGUGGAUUUCUGCCAAUAUAACACAAGAGAUGGUUCCGGAGUAUGAAUUCAUACAACAUAAAAAGCACAAUUUUGUUAUAAUGAUUUGUGGUGAUAUAUAGAUAUGUUUUUAUACUAUUAUAUAAGACUAAAUAUAGGAGUAGUCUUAAUAUUAACAUAUGGCUAUGUAUGUAUGUGUAUAUAUAUAUAAUGUAAUUUAUCACAUAGCAUUACUUUUCCUACAGACAGUCUUGAGUAGUUCCAUCCUUAUUCAUAACACUGCUGCUUGUUAGAAAGUUUAGGGGUUUUACCUUCCUUAUAGAUUCAACCCCACUCACCCGCACUGCACAUAAUUUACGAAUCCUUUGUUCUAUAAAACUCGUUAGAAGCUCUGUGCCUAAUCGCUUUCCUCUGGAUAAAGUACAAGUCUACAACGACAGCCUGAGGGGUCUACAAUUGCAGUUUUCAUAAUUUAAUGUAUUUAUAUGUAUAUGGAGCCAGAAAGUAGGAAACAUUCAACCUUAGAUAAAACUUUCCCCUGAGCCUGUAAACCACCAGUUGCUACAUUUUUAUGUCCUGCUUUUGUAAUCUCUUCCUUAAAUCAUAGAGCAAUUAUGGGUGUGGUAUUUAUAUAUUCUAGGUUGAGUUUACUGCAUAUAAGGAUAAUGUAAGUGAAUAUAUAUAUAUAUAUAUAUAUAUAUAUAUAUAUAUAUAGAUAUAUAGAUAUAUAUAUAUAUAUAUACACACACACACACAUAUUACUUUCUGGGGUUUAUGUUUUGUACAGAUUUAAAACAAAUAAAAAAAAUAAUUGUGAGUGAUUGUAGUCAGUUAUUAAACAUACAUACAUUGUACACCAUCACAACCUUUCCAACCAAUCAGAUCACUCUGUUGCCAUAGGAUAUGUUUUUGACACACUACAUAAUUUCUGUAUGAAAUGGAACCAAUUUAAGAUUUAAGAAACAUCCCAUCACUACGGCAAGCGUGGAGACGAAGGCAGAAGAGAGCAAAGAAAAAAAGCAAAAGUCAUUGUAAUAGUGUCCGAGAAAAAAAGCAAAAGACAUUGUAAUAGUGUCCGAGAAAAAAAGCAAAAGACAUUGUAAUAGUGUCUGAGAAAAAAAGCAAAAGACAUUGUAAUAGUGUCUGAGAAAAAAAGCAAAAGACAUUGUAAUAGUGUCUGAGAAAAAAAGCAAAAGACAUUGUAAUAGUGUCCGAGAAAAAAAGCAAAAGACAUUGUAAUAGUGUCCGAGAAAAAAAGCAAAAGACAUUGUAAUAGUGUCUGAGAAAAAAAGCAAAAGACAUUGUAAUAGUGUCCGAGAAAAAAAGCAAAAGACAGAUAACAACACGCUCCAAGGCAUUUUUCUAUAAAGUAAUAUAUGAUUUGUUUGUGAACUCAGAGGUAAGCAUUCCACAUUCUAAAAUAAAUAUUAGAAUACAGAUACAAAUGAUUUCAAGACAUUUACAGACAUAAAUGGGAGAAGACUAAUGUUUUUAUUAAAGUGGUACAUUUGGUAUGCACAGUAAAAUGUUUUGGAUGUUUUGAACAAUUUCUCAUGUUACUCAUGUAAACAAUAUUGAUUACUGAAAGUAAUAAACCUUUACAGAAAGGUAAAUUGCAGAGAAGAUCCAGCUGCCUGAGAUGCAGAUUUUCACAUACUCUAAUCUUAGAAAAAAUUAAAAUAUAUAUAAAAGGGCAAUCUUCAAGGGUAAUUGUCAUCAAAAGUCAUCUUUGAUAAAGAGUUAUCGUCGAAAUGUUUGACAAAUAAUUUAACCUUAGUUUUAGUACUACUAUUUGUCAAUAUGUAAACAGUGGCCAUUGUCAGUGCUUUGUUUUGAUCCACAUUAAGACUAUGCUCAGUGGCCAUGAUCAACUGUUUAACACACGUCACUAGUCCAGCGGUGUACUACUCUGGCCUUCAAGUGCCAUUCCAGUCUGAGUUUUUGUUUCAAUCAGGUCCAAAAUAAGUGAAUUAACCCUUAGUGAGUUAAAUUAACUACUGCAAUUUGGAACAUACUUGGAAAAAAAGAUCUAAACUGGAUCUCAAGGACCAGAACUGUGCACCACUACAUGAGUCAUUGUGUGACCUAUUAAUCCAUGUAACAAAAAAGUAUGCUUUUCAAUUGUUCUGUACAGACUAACAAUACUGUCAGUUACACAGUAUUAACUGUAACUCCCUUAAAGUCCAUAUCUCACAUUGAAAAUCA